This is a messenger RNA of Hyla sarda, 7968 nucleotides long. It is a transcript of the gene GBE1, whose product is annotated as 1,4-alpha-glucan branching enzyme 1. The transcript has 17 exons. Gene Ontology annotation, molecular function: cation binding; 1,4-alpha-glucan branching enzyme activity; hydrolase activity, hydrolyzing O-glycosyl compounds. Gene Ontology annotation, cellular component: cytoplasm. NCBI's taxonomy places the organism in Eukaryota, Metazoa, Chordata, Amphibia, Anura, Hylidae. Bases 263 to 2356 code for a protein of 697 amino acids. The record is from RefSeq and is a predicted model, not a curated record. Gene Ontology annotation, biological process: glycogen biosynthetic process.
UUCUCUAGCCCCAGUGCACACGCAUCAGGUCAUACAAAUAGAUCCGCAGCGUCUAUCACCGGGCAGCAGGACGGGGGAGCUCUGCCCCGCGCGGACACUCGUUCAGCUGACCGGCCGGUCUGUAUUUCCAAGCGCUGAUAGGACGGGAGCCAUCACGUGGUCUCAGAACCAGGAAGUGAAUGUGACAGAGCUGGAGCUGGAACUGCGUGUGUAGUGAUCGCAGAGGGGUCUGUAGUAGGAACAGCAGCGUGUGAAGGACAACAUGGACACCGGCAUUAAUAGCGUUGACAUGACGGAAAAUGUGGAUGACACAGAUGUGGUAGUUCCAGAACUGCAUAAGCUUCUAGAACAAGACUCUUAUCUCAAGCCGUACAAGAAAGAUUUCCAAAGAAGGUAUGCAUUGUUUGAAGAGCUUUUAAAGAAAAUUGAAAAUUGUGAGGGUGGCCUGGAAAAAUUCUCUAGAAGCUACCAGUCCUUUGGUAUUCAUACCCAGCCAGAUGGUGGGAUUUAUUGCAAAGAAUGGGCCCCAGGUGCAGAAGCAGUUUUCCUCGCUGGGGAUUUCAAUGAUUGGAAUCCCUUUUCACAUCCAUAUAAGAAGUUGGAUUUUGGAAAAUGGGAAUUAUACAUUCCGCCAAAGGAAGAUAAAUCCUCUGUCAUACAUCAUGGUUCCAAAUUAAAGGUAGUAAUCAAAACCAGGUCCGGAGAAGUGAUCUACCGUAUUUCACCAUGGGCAAAGUAUGUUUGUCAAGAAGAGAAAAAAGUGGUCUAUGACUGGGUUCACUGGCAACCAGCUGAAUCUUAUACACGUAAAUAUGAGCGCCCAAGGAAGCCAAGCAGUGUCCGCAUUUAUGAAUCUCAUGUUGGAAUUGCAUCACCGGAAGGAAAAAUAGCAUCCUAUAAAAAUUUCACAUACAAUGUGCUGCCAAAGAUAAAAGAUCUUGGUUAUAACUGCAUUCAGAUGAUGGCUGUAAUGGAACAUGCCUACUAUGCAAGUUUUGGCUACCAGAUCACAAGUUUCUUUGCCGCAUCAAGUCGGUAUGGAACCCCAGAUGAUUUAAAGGAACUUAUUGAUGUUGCCCAUUCUAUGGGAAUCACAGUCUUGCUUGAUGUUGUACAUAGUCAUGCAUCAAAAAACAGUGAAGAUGGACUCAAUCAGUUUGAUGGUACAGAUGCAUGCUUCUUCCAUGAUGGACCUAGAGGAACCCAUGAUCUCUGGGAUAGCAGAUUAUUUGACUAUUCUAACUGGGAGGUUUUAAGAUUCUUGCUCUCCAAUUUGCGAUGGUGGAUUGAAGAAUAUGGUUUUGAUGGUUUUCGUUUUGAUGGUGUUACAUCUAUGCUUUACCACCACCACGGAAUAGGGUGUGGAUUCACAGGUGAUUACAAUGAAUAUUUUGGCUUACAAGUGGAUGAAGACUCCCUUGUCUACCUCAUGGUAGCAAAUUAUAUGAUCCAUUCUAUCUACCCAGACUGCAUAACAAUAGCUGAGGAUGUUUCUGGGAUGCCAGCCCUCUGUUGCCCUGUAACACAAGGAGGGGGAGGAUUUGAUUAUAGACUUGCCAUGGCUGUGCCUGAUAAGUGGAUCAAAAUCCUGAAAGAGUUCAAGGACGAGGAUUGGAACAUAGGGGACAUUGUCCAUACACUGACAAACCGGCGAUAUAAUGAAAAGUGCAUUGCGUAUGCUGAAAGCCAUGACCAGGCAUUAGUUGGAGACAAGACAUUGGCUUUCUGGUUAAUGGAUGCUGAGAUGUACACAAACAUGAGUGUGAUAAGUCCAUUAACCUCUGUUAUUGACCGUGGAAUUCAACUUCAUAAAAUGAUCCGACUGAUAACACAUGCUCUUGGUGGGGAAGGAUACCUCAAUUUUAUUGGUAAUGAAUUUGGCCAUCCAGAAUGGUUGGAUUUCCCUAGAAAAGGGAACAACGAAAGUUUCCAUUAUGCCAGGAGACAGUUUCAUCUGGCUGAUGAUCAGAUUUUGCGCUACCGAUUUCUCUAUGCUUUUGACCGAGACAUGAAUAGAUUAGAGGAAAAAUUUGGCUGGCUGUCAUCUCCUCCGGCCUAUGUCAGUACUAAGCAUGAAGGUGACAAGAUUAUUGUAUUUGAGCGGGCAAAUCUUCUUUUCAUCUUUAAUUUCCACCCUUACAAGAGCUUCACUGGAUACAGAAUAGCAGUAAAUACACCUGGAAAGUAUAUGAUUGCACUGGAUACAGAUUCUGAACAGUAUGGAGGACAUCUAAGAAUUAAUCACAGGACAGAAUUCUUUACUGAAAAUGUUUCUUACAAUAACCGAUAUCAUUCCCUCUUGAUUUACAUUCCAUGCAGAGUGGCGCUUGUUCUUCAUAAAGUUGACAACCAUUAAGACCUGAAGAUGCAUCUUUAUCUCUAUGUGAGCUCAGGUUGUCUUGAAGUAGAACAAUUUACACAAUGCAUAGUGUUCUAGAAUGUGCUCAAGGUUAUUCACAAUAGUCUAAUGGAUUAAUAACUUGAACACAGCAUUCUCUCACCUCUUGUACACAUAGAUGAAACCAAACUGUAGCAAAUACUUGGCACACAGUACUGUCUGCCAUUUGUAAUCUACAUUAUUAUGAAGUGCUCUAGGCUCUGUUCUCAUCACAUUUUUCUGUUUGUUUAGCAUGUAUUCUAGGAAACAUCCCAGCAUUAAUAUGAACCAUGCCCAUAGCCUUACUUCGCCAGAUGAAGGCCAAAAAAGGCCUUUGUUUGGUCAUAUUACAUGAGUAUACUGCAAAAAAUAAAUAAAAGGCAAAAAAAACACAAAGUAUGACAGAGAAAAAGAAACAAGCUUCUAAAACAUUCAACACAUGCUAUUAUAGUCUAAGAGUGACAGAUGCCACUGUUCGAAAUCUGUCAGAGCCUCCUUUUAAGUACAACCUGUGGACAACCUCAACAAAUUUAGGUCUUAUUGUUAUUAAAGAGCUCACCAUGCCCUGAUCUUAUACUUUUUCAUAGUUUCUUGAUAGGCCCUUCCUUUCCUGAGAUAUAAGGGUUUAUAGUUUACAAAAGUCCUGGAAAUCAGUCAGAUGGGCGUGAAUUUUAUUUUAAUAGGAGUGAUGGGUGGGACUAUAUAGUCAUGGAGGUGUGAAUGUUGUACAUUGAGGGGUGUGUAUGCCUAACACAUAUCCCCUAACUGUAUAAUCCCAUCCAUCACCUGUCACUCCUAUUACUAACAAGUUACUAAGUUUACACCCAUCUGACGGAUUCCCUGAAUUGUCAGACCAACUGUAAUCCCACAUGUCAGGAAUAGAAGGGUGUGUCAAAAAACUGUAAAGUUGUUUCACCAAGACGCCAUGAUCUAUGUCAUGAUAAUGCAGUCUCAUAUUUUUGGGGUUUGCCACAGGUCCUGUUUAACGUGUAUAUCAGGCUCUUUUUAAAGUGUAUGCUAAACUUAAAGGGGUUUGACAACAAAAUGUAUUCAUCUCCUGUUGACAAGAUAGAGACAUGUAUCUGAUUGGUGGGAGUCUGUUUACUGGGACCUCUAACAAUCAUGAGAUUCAGGUUCUCGUCCAUCCCCUGGUUAAAUUGUGUGGCAGUAGGACAUAAGCCACACGAGGAUACCAGAACUCUGUACUUGGCUAUCUUCUUCCUGCUCAUGUUGUUGAAUGAAGCAACUGAGUUCAAGUACAGCUGCCACUCCAUUUAACCAUGGGGGGGGCAGGAUACAGGCUCCCACCGAUCAAACACUAGGGGUGAAUGUAUUUCUUGAAAAAACAUAUUUAAACAAAAAAUAUGAUGUGAACUGGAUCUUGACUGUACAUUAUAGUUUUUCUUUUUUAUAACCUACCUAGACCUGUCUUUCUUCAUACCAAUAAGUUGUUCUGGGUAGAUAUACUGUAUCUGUAUUGGUUACAUUUCUAUUGAAUUACACUACAAUCUGAAAUGUAUUUAUUGUUACCCAUGGUACUUAGAUGUUAUGUUGCAUUAGACCACACUAGCUGACUUCUGUAUGUAGUGAAGGCUGCAUUUCUGUUCCCAUUUUUGGUUACCUAAGAUUUUAGCCCUUUGCUUCUUCCAGUCAGUAUUAGUCAUAGAACACACUAAGGAAGAGUUAUCAAAACUGGUGCAAACAAAAAGUGGAGCUAGUCUGUUGACUCUGAGUUUUAUUGGUUGCUGUGGGCAGCUGUUCCACAUUUUCUUUGCAUCUGUUUUGGUAAUUCUCCUCUACUUCAUAACAUAAUAAAGGAACAAUAUAUUCCCUAGUGUGGUUCUUCUGGAAAUCUGGAAAUCAAGUCAUUUUAUACAUCUAAGUCAAUGUGUGCACCUUUAUACAGUAAGUAGGUUUUUCACAUCUCAGCCAGUCAGCCCAGUUAAGCAAGAUCUGCCUUCAUUUUACCUAGUAGAAAUAUCUAGACCGGUGUCACAUAAGGCGGUAGUACCAAUUUACCAUAUAGCAUCCCUCAUUUCAUCCUCAUAAAAGAAUACUCCAGGAUGUAAAAUUUGUGUUUCAGACUGCUGGCAGUAAAACAAAGGGAUACAUACCUGCUGCCGCUUUCCUGGUGCCUCCAUUAACCCAUUUCUGCCUCUGCCGCAAUCCUCUUCCUGGUUGCCAGUGGUCAGUGAGUCAUACUGCACUCAGCCAAUCCGCGGCUGCAGCGAAGUCCAGUGCCAGGACCGAAAAGUCACACUGCCGCUCAGCCUAUCGCCAGCCGAGGCGAUACUUCACUGCAGCCGGUGAUUGGCUGAGUGCAGUAUGACUCAUUGACCACCAGCAACCAGGAAGAGGAUCACGGCGGAGGCCGAAACGGGUUACCGGGGGAGCUGUGGUAGGUAUGUAUACCUUAAUUUUUUUUACUUCCGGCAGUCUGAGACUCAAUUUUUACAUCCCAGAGUACUUUAAAUUGUGAGGGUUGUUUCCAGGACAAAUUUCCACUGAAUCAGGUUUAACCUUGUGCACUAAAUCCUAACUGUUAUAUUAAUCCUAUUAAAUAGUAUUAUAUUUGUGUUGUGAAAAAUGCUGCCGAUCUCCUCUUGCGUAUUCUGCCAAUAUGCAUUUCAUUUCAGAGGUUUACUUCAGUGUGUGUACUUUAGGUCUCCAGUGCGGUAGAUGUUAAUAGCAUCUACUUUAGCACCUGUCUAAUUAAGACACGACAAAUGCACUUAAAAUGUUAUUGAAGUUGUUGGCCAUCUGAAGUUAUAAUCUUACUACUAAAGAGGGGUUUUCUAUUGUUGAAAGGAGUAGUCUCAUAAAAAAAAAAAAAACUAUCCCCUAUUGGCAGGAUAGGGGACAAGUUUUAGUUUGCAAGGGGGUCCGAGCACUGGGGCCCCCCACGAUAUCCUGGAGUGGAUCGUCACAACCCCCACCUGAAGUGGGGGCCGCCACACUCCCUCCAUAAAUCUCUAUGGGAGAGUCGGCCAUGCCGAUCUAAAACGUAUUCACUAUCCUGCCGAAGUUUAUUUGCAUGAGAUCACUCAUUUAAGAAAAUGAGUCUUACAGUAAAAAAUUUAUUUAAAAAAAACACCUUUGUUACCGCUGCACAUUUGAGUUCAUUUAUCAGUGUACUUACUGCAGUUUUCUGGUGUAAAAACAUGGAUGACUUUGGUACAAGUUGUGCUUGGGAAGACUGGCACACCACUCAUGAUGCAUCAAUAAUAAAAAAAAAUCUCCAAUAACAUCCAACAACUUUAGGGUAGGGUCACAUGUGCCAUAUUUUGCUGUGUAUUUGCUGCUGCAUGUUUUCCUACCCAUUAAAGUCACUGGGUAGCAAAAUCAGCUGCAAAAAAUAAGCCGCAAAAUAGGGCAUUUUUUGUAGUGGGACUAGUGGGAUUGGGCAACUUCUGCAAAAACGGUAUUUCGGCUAGAAACGCAGUAAAGCCAGCUUCUGAAGAAUGGUACUGCACCUGGCCCUAGGUUUAUUUAUUACAUUUUGUUUUAAAGUCAUAUAACUGGAAUGUUUACUAAUGCCUUUUUUGGUGUGUGUGUCUGUGUGUGUGUGUAUGUUUUAAUGAUUUCCUUUUAAGUUCUUAAUUUUAUUCAAUAAAAACUUUGUUUGGUUUAUUUUAUAGUUUUCUUUAGAUUAAAUCUUAACAUAUAUAUACUUAAAUUUUUGUUAUGAUGUACUGCAAAACAGUGCUAAAACAUAGUCCAAUGUGUUUAACGAGUUACUCCGCCACUAGACAUCCAAAGGAUAGGGGAUAACAUGUCUAGGAGCGGAGUACCCCUCUAAUGACGGUGGUCCAGUUUAAACUAUCAGUUAUGUAGCAUGUAUUGAGUGUCCUAAAAUAUAUAUAUAUAUAUAUAUAUAUAUAUAUAUAUAUAUAUAUAUAUAUAUAUAUUAUUGAUAUAUACGGGCCUUAUGUAUCAAUACUGCCUUGUUGGCUAUGGAUGCCAGUCAGAGAGAACAUAUGGAAAAAUGAGACCAGGAUCAUGGUUGCUGUGGGCCAUCUUUUUCCUAAAAGGACCAGUAUAAAAUGACACAUUGAAAAGCUAAAUAAAAUGUUUUCUGGUUUAUUACAUACAUCACCAUACUGAUGGUAAAAUAUAGAAACCUCUAUUUUGUGACAUAAUCACCAACUUUUUCCGGCCAUAAAUAUACACAAUAUACAGAUGAAUACUUUGUUUUCUCAUUUAAUAAAUGAGGGGAUUUGUUGUAAUACUCCUGCCUGUAGCACAAUAAACCCCUAGGGCCUGUUCACACUUCGAGAAUUCAGCUUACAGUUGCCUCCUCCAGACAGUAGGUGCCCUCCCAUUCACUACAGCUCAGUUGUAAAAUCUUCCGUCAGAAUCCAAUUUCACGUCGAGAGUUCCGCUACAGAACUUUUAUAGAACUGAGCAGUAGAAUCUCAUUGAGAUCAAGGGGAUUCUUUGCAAAAGAGGAAAACUGGAAAAGGAAUAAGAAAACUCUUCCAAAAGUGUCAAUUAUCUGUUUUUAGAAGUUUUGCCCCUCUUAACAGACCACUUUGUCAGUACCCCUUCUCCUUUAGCUAUAUAUACACCUAAGGAAUAUAUACCUAAGAUGUCUACAGAUGGUUGUCUCUUCCUUAAGGAGUAGACUGUGACUAGGUUUCUUCUUUUUUGUGAAGAGAGCUAAUUUUAAUUCUUAUUGUCAGAAAAUAAAUGUCUACAUACUACUGUGUCUUUUCAAUGCAAAUCAUAACCUCUCAGUACCUUAACCUAUGCUUUUAAUACAUAUGCUGUUCAAAUCUUUCUUCCCCAACUACAGGCCUUACUUGGAUCCUCUCAGUCCUGUUGUUUGUUAUGAUGUAAUGAUGUGUAGUUUGUAAUAAUAUCAUGUUACAUGGCUGUAAUAGGCCAUCAUUACUGUAAGACAAUGUUUUGCUCCAUUAAAUGAUUUCCACAAACCUUUCACAAGUAGUUAUUAUGGAUUACACCUCAUCACACCAAAUAGCUUUUCCACCAUGACUAGCUGAGUCUCUGUAUACCCAUUGUGGCUCCAUAUUAUGCAGCAAACGUGUGUGAUUGUGUAAUUUAAUAUAGUUCAGGUUCUAAGAUAGCAGAGAUAUAUAUUUUUCUUGUCUGACUCAAAACAUUGGGAGAAUUCCUCAUUUCCUAUGCCAGUAAGUGGCAAAACUGCCCACAUUUUUUUUUAUUUUUUUUUGUGCAAAGUGGAAAUUUGCUCGAAAUUUUUUGUGCAAAGACGGGGCUUGCACAAAAUAUAUUGCACAAAUUUGUCAUGAUGGACCGGUGCAUGAAAUAAUAAAUUCCCCCCAAAAUGUUUGCCUUUGAAAUGUACAUUUAUUUUUACUGUACAACAUAGUUGUUUGGUUUUCACUGGACGUUACAAGUUUUGUAAGUUUAAAUGUUAUUUUUAGUACUUAAUAAGGUAAUUGUGAUCACUUUAUAUAGUCAGAAAAAAAGUGAAAUCAAUGGAACAUUAAGUAACAAUGUAUUAUUUUUCAAUGGGUGUCCACAGUAUAUGAUAUCAUGUUUAUCCAGUGCAAUAAAACAUGAGAAAUCUUAGAGAAUUUUCACCUGAAAUAAAAAACUUAAAAUAUCAA